UGUUCGUUUAGUUUAAACUUUAAUAACGAAUCAUCAGCACAUAUCCAUCGACCAUCGAGUCGUAUCGGUCGUCGGUUUUUUCGGAAAAUAAGAAGAGCAAAGAACAAAAAAAGCAAGGAAACGGAUUAAUAUUUGAGAUUCAAAUUUUUUUUUGUUAUACAAAGUAAUUAUUGUUUUUUUUUUUUUUUAAUAAAAUAAUUUUCUUCAGGACAAUUCAAUGAGAACAUCGAAAACUAUUCUAUGACAAGAGAGCGAGAGAGAAAAAGGACAUAGUUAUUUUUUUUUAAUUUGGUUCAACAAAAAAAAAACUUUUAUUUUUUUUUUAAAUUUAAGUUUAAAGGAAUAUACAAACAAAAGGAAUAUACAAGAAAAAGAAAAAAAAGAAAAUAAUAAGCAAAGGACUGCAAAAAAACAAAACUUCCUUUAUAUGUCACCCUAAAUUUUUUUAUUAAAUUCCAUUUUAAUCAGCAUGGGAGUGGCUGAAGACUUUGCUCCCAGCUUUGUUAAGAAGCCACAGCUUCGACAAGAAGACGAUGGCAAUCGUUUAAUAUUUGAAUGUCAAUUACUAUCAUCACCAAAACCAGACAUUGAAUGGUAUCGCAGUGAAACACUUCUAAUUGAAGAUGCUAGAACAAAAUUUAAAAUUCAAUCAAUUGGUGAUAAUAAAUUCACUGUAGUAUUAGAUCUCGACGAUGUUGUUGAAACUGAUGCUGGCCUUUAUAAGGUUAAAGCCAAGAAUAAACUAGGUGAAGUGUCAGCAUCGAUCAAUUUGAAUUUUAGCCCGGCUGACGAACCGAAGGAAAGACAAAUCGACGGUUUCGCACCGACAUUCACGAAAAAACCAGCCAUCCGACAAGAGGAUGAUGGUAAACGCCUGCUUUUCGAAUGCCGUGUUAAUGCAGAUCCAAAACCAACAAUCUCAUGGUUCCAUAAUGGGACCGCUGUUAAAGAAUCACCAAGACAUAAACUAACUGUGGACAAAGAUGGACAAUCUUAUUUUGCAUCGCUUGAAAUAAAAAAUGUUACAGUUGAAGAUGCUGGAAAAUACAAGGUCAAUGCAAAGAAUGAGCUCGGUGAAAGUAAUGCAACAAUUAGUUUAAACUUUGACAGCGAUGAGGCUCCAGUUCCAGAUGAUGGAAUUAAACCAACAUUCACAGAACGGCCAGUUAUAAGGCAAAGCGAAGAUGGCGGAAAUAUAACAUUUGAAUGCAGAUGUGUAGGCGAACCCAAGCCAACAGUUACUUGGUAUCAUCGAAAAGAAGAAUUAAGAGAAGGAGGCCGUUACAAGAUAUCACUGGAAGAGGAUCAAAAAUUAUAUCAUAUGGCAAAAUUAGAAAUAACAAAUGUAGUUUCUGGUGAUCAGGGCGAAUAUCAAACGAAAGCCAGAAACAAACAUGGUGAAGGUGUUGCAACGAUAAAUUUAAAUUUCGAAGGUGGUUCAAAAAAAAUUCCCGAUGGAAAAUCUCCACGUUUUCCAAAGAAACCGACAAUCCGACAAGAAGACGACAUUCUUAUUAUGGAAUGUAUAUUAGAGGCACAUCCGGUGCCAGACAUCACAUGGUAUCGAGGGGAUAAGCAAAUCAACGAUUCAACAAGAACUAAAAUGUCUCGUAAAGCAACUGCGAAAGAUAUAUACACUCUAACAUUAGAGAUAAAAAAUCCAACCCGAGAUGAUGGUGGUAAUUAUCGAUGUAAUGCAUUUAAUAUGUAUGGAGAAAGUAAUGCAAAUAUCGCGCUGAAUUUCCAAGGUACAAGCGACGCAAAUGGAUUUGCACCCUCGUUUACCGAAAAACCACGUAUCAUACCAAACGACUCUGGUACACUUAUAACGAUGAAAUGUAAGUGCAAAGCGAAACCAGAACCCAACGUAACUUGGUACAGGGGUCAAGAUGUCGUUAAAGAAACCAAGAAAAUAAAAAUAAAAUCGACUUUAGUUUCCGAGGACUUGUACGAACUCACAUUAGAAAUUAAAGAUCCAGGUGCAGCUGACGGUGGUACCUAUAGAUGUAAUGUUCAAAACGAAUUUGGAGAAUCGAACGCAAAUCUUAACUUAAAUAUUGAAGCUGAGCCCGAACCAGAAGGUGAUCCGCCAACCUUCAUUGAAAAGCCCCGCAUUAUAUCAGAAAAUAAUGGCAAACUAGUCAUUAUGGAAUGUAAAGUUAAAGCCGAUCCAAAACCAGAUAUUAUUUGGUUCCGUAAUAAUAUUACAAUUAAAGAAACAAAUAGAAUAAAAAUGUCAAUAGAAACCCGAGGUGGUGAAUAUUAUAUUAAACUUGAGCUUAUCGAUCCACAACUUGAAGACUCUGGAUUAUACAAAUGUAACAUUAAGAAUAAUUUGGGUGAAUUAAAUGCGAAUUUGACACUUAAUAUUGAAAUUGUUCCUGUCAUCAAAGACAAACCGAAAAUUAUUAAAAUUAUUAAAAAACGCACUGUGGUUAUUGAGUGCAUUGUUGCAUCGAAAUUCGAGCCAAAAUGUACUUGGUUCAAGGAAACUAAUGAAGUUCACCAAAGCGAACGUCAUGUCUACCAGUGUGAACAAACUAAAGAAGGCGAAUUUGCAGUUAAGUUGGAAAUAAAUGAAGUACAAGAAACCGAUAAGGGUGCAUAUAAAUUAAUUGCUAAAAACGAAAAAGGUGAAGCAGUUUCACAGAUUGUCAAUUUGGUUGAUAUACCUGAAGAAGAACGCAAAGCAGUUAAGCCCGAAAUCACACGCAAAUUGGUCGAUCAAAAGGUUUACGAAGGCAAAACAUUUGAAUUGCUAGUUGCAAUUAAGCAAGUUGAUAAGAGUUGCAAGGUCACUUGGUACAAAGACACAAUGAUUGUUAAAGAAACGAAAGAAAUAACAACAACAUUUGAUGGAACAACAGCCCGUUUGACAUUUAGCUCAGCCAAAUCGGAACACACUGCCACAUUUAAGUGUAUGAUUAGCAAUGAAAUUGGCAAAGAUGAAUCAUCAUGUAAGAUCGUUGUUGAAAAAAUGGACGCCAAAAAGAAGAAACAGGAAGAGGAGGAAAAGAAGAAACAACAGAAGGAAGCGGAAGAUAAACGAAAGGCUGAGGAGGAAGCAGAAAAGAAAAAGAUCGAGGAAGAAGAAAAGAAAAAGGUCGAAGAAGAAAAGAAAAAGACCGAAGAAGAAAAGAAAAAGGUCGAAGAAGAAAAGAAGGUUGAAGUUGCCAAGAAAAAGAAGGUUGAAGAAGAAAAGAAAAAGGCCGAGGAAGAAAAGAAAAAGGUCGAUGAAGAAAAGAAAAAGGUAGAAGAAGAUAAGAAAAAGACCGACGAGAAAAAGAAGACCGACGAAAAGAAGAAAUUAGACGAGGAAAAGAAAAAGAAGGAAGACGAAAAGAAAAUUGAAGAAGAGAAAUCUAAGAAACUUGUCGAAGAAACUAAGAAAAAAGAAGAGGAGAAAAAGAGCAUUGAUAUUAAGAAAAAGAAAGAUGAAGAUAAGAAAAAACCUGAAGAAAAGAAAAUUGAAAUAGUUGAAAAGGACAAACCCAAUGGAGUUGACACAGUUGACACACCUGAAGAGAAGGGAGAAAAGGAUCAAUUUGGACUCAAGAAAGUUGAACGACGGGAGUCAGAAGAUAAAACUAAACCCAAAACCAAAACCACCGACACAAAACAAAAACCACCACAAAGUGUUGACUCCAGAGAUGAUGAGCCAUCAGAUGAGGAAAGCAUUUCUAUCAAAGAAAAGUCCAAAACAGAAGUUCGUCGAAGUUCAAUUAUUCAACAAACUACUAUCGAAGAUGGAAAAGUUUCCAGACGUUCUUCUAUUCAGGUCGAGGAAUCUAAGACGGAAUCCAGGCGUGCAUCUAUAAUUGAAAAGAAAGCACUUGAGCCAAGUGAGAGUAAGAAACUUGAACCAAAUAAGAAAUCUGUUGAAUUAAAAGAAGAACUUCCAGAAUUGAAACCAAUUGUUAAAAGAAAACCAAAGAAAGUUGAAGAAAUUCAACCAUUGGAAGAACUUCCAAAACUUCGCAAAACAUCAGUGCCAAAAGAAGUUAAAGAAGAACCAAAAGCCGAACCAAAGACUAAGGUAAAGGCUAAGGCAAAGCCUAAGCCCAAAUACGAAGAACUACCAGAGAUUCCAGAUUAUGAACGACCUGUUUUGGAAAAAUAUGAAAAAUCUGAGUUUGAAAAAUCCGAUUUUAGUCGCGAUUUGGGAGUUCCAUCGAAAAUGGAAAAACCACAAAAUGCUGAAAUGAAAAAAGAACCCGAAGAAGUUGCUAUUAAAAAUGGCUUGCCAAAGAAAGAGGAAGCAAAACCAACACCGGCAGAACAGCCAAAACGUCUUUCUAUUGGCAAAGGUAAAGUGCCAACUGAAGCUCCUGAAGAAGAGAAAGCUGCUCUCAAGCCAGUUAUUAUUGUUCCAGAGAAGUCAAUAACGAAUGCUGAAACGGAAGUACCUUUAGACGGUGUCCCAAGAUUAACACAACGUAGACGUUCGUCGUAUUUAAAUGUGCAACCAGUUAAAAAUGAGAAUUUCUUAUCGGUUGUUCUUAAGCCUGUUACCAAGACUACAAAAACGGCAAAAUCUCAACAAGCUAAACAUAUACUUAAGGAGUCUGCUAAAAUGGAAGAAUUCGGUGAUAAGGCUAAAUUUGGCAAAGUAUCUGAUAUGCCAAAAUUCGAAUCAAUACCUGUUAUCAAAGACGAUUAUGUGAAGCCGGAAUUAGAAGUCUUUGAAAAACCUAAAAUUGAAAAGAAAGAACAGCCAAAACCGCCGGCAGUUGAAAUAAAGCCUGUGGUGCCAGUAGUGAUUCAAGAAAAUGCUCCAGUUAAUGAAGAAAAGGAUGAAAAACCAAGAGUGCCACAAAUCAAGGCCCCUCCCGGCCCUGGUGAACCUCCUAAGAUUGAAGUUAUUCGUGAGAAACGACCGUCAUUGGUACCUGGACCUCCAAGUCGUCGAGGAUCCUUGAUUCCACCUCCUGAAGAAAUGGGUCGACGACCAAGUUUGAUCAUCAAUGACGAGUUUAAACGCAAAUUACGGCCGGGUGAAGUUCUCGAGGACAAAAGGUUGUUGAGACCUGGAGAGGUUGCAGGAGAAAUACAGAGGAGGAGACCAUCGGUCGAUGUUAGACGACCAAGUAUUCAGGAUCUUGAAGAGCUUAUUAAUAAACCAUCGACACCAUUGCAUCCAAUUGGCGAUGGUGGCCCACCAACUAUCGUUGACGUACAAGAAUCUUAUUCAGCUGUUGAAGACUCAACUGCUUACAUGACGGUAAAUGUUGAGGGCGCACCAGCGCCCACCUUUAAAUUUUACAAAGGUGUAUCUGAAAUUAUGGAAGGUGGCCGUUUUAAAUUCCUUACCGAUGGCCAAACAAAUUCAAUUACACUAUGCAUGCGCAAAUGUAAGCCCAACGAUGAGGGUAAAUAUAAAAUUGUUGUAUCGAAUAUCCACGGUGAGGAUUCGGCUGAGAUGCAAUUAUAUGUCUCGGAUUCAAGUGGUAUGGAUUUCCGUGCAAUGUUGAAAAAACGUCGUUAUCAAAAAUGGGACAAAGAUGAAAAGGACCCCGAUUGGGGUGACUUAAAGGAAACGGAAAAACCGUUGCCAGCCCUUAAAAAAGUCGAAAAGCCGCCAUCAUCACGUAGACCAUCUUUAGCCGAACUGAUUCCAGAUUGGCCGACACUGCAUCCGUUUCGUCGAGAGGAGAAACAAGAAUCGUUCUUGAGUCCAUUGAUUGAUCAAUUUGCCAAAGAAGGCAAGGAUAAGAAGGUUGUUUUUGAAGGCAGAUUUAGUAAGCCAAAUUGCAAGCCCAAAUGGUUUUUCAGAAAGGACGAACUAUUCACUGGAAGCAAAUGCAAGUUUAAGCAAGAACUUGAUAGUUACCAGCUGAUUAUCAUGAAUCCUAAAGUUGAAGAUAGCGGCAAAUACACUAUUGAAAUCGGCGGCAUCUCAUCCACUGCAUUCCUCAAUGUUGAAGAGGCCGAUCCUAGCUACACGUUCACAAAACCACUGAAAAAGAAAAUUGAAGGUUUUACAAAACACGAAACAGUAUUGGAAUGUGCUGUUAGUAGUUCAAUGGCUAAUGUAUCAUGGUUUAAGGAUAAUGAAAAAAUUGAAGGCAAUGAUGCUCGUUAUUUGAUAUCGAAAGAUGUCAAUGGUAAUCUUAAGCUUAUCAUUAAAGAGAGUGUAAUGGAAGAUGCUGGAAAAUAUUCGUGUCGUCUUGAUAAGCAACCGGAUAAGACUGAUACAACAGUUAAAAUAACUGAAUAUCCUUAUAAAUUUGUUAAAGUACUCAAGUCAUUGCAAUGCAUUGAAAAAGAUACAGUAACAUUAGCUUGUGAAAUCGACGAUGCAACAGGUGACGUUCAGUGGUUUAGGGGAGAUGAAGAAAUUAAACCCGGUGACAAACGUAUGCAAAUUGUUAAGGACGGCCGAAAGCGAAAGCUCAUCAUUAAGGACUGCAAGGUGAGCGAUGCUGGAUUAUUCAAGUGUACGACAAAUGCCGAUAAGACAGAGGCUGAAAUUCUUAUCAAAUAUGAGAAUCGUUUUAACAAAAAACUUAAGGAUACAGCUGCAGUUGAGCGUGAGAAACUUGUGUUAGAUAUUGAACUUCAAGAUUCAACGGCGCCAGCAGAUUGGAAGUUCAAUGGUGAACCAAUCGUACCCAGCGAUCGAAUUGAGAUUAAGAACUUGGGUGGUGGCAAGCAUCAGUUGAUAUUUAAUGCCUUAGACUUGACUGACGCAGGUGAGAUUACUUGUGAGUCCGGUCAGUUAUCAUCGUCAUGUAAGCUGACAGUAAGCAAGGGUGAGAGUAAGCCUGGUAUCGAUUGUCCAGAGGAGUUCGCUGGACCAAUUAACCAACCAUUGGUCAUUGAAGUACCAUACAAGGUUCACGGUACUAAACAAACUCCAGUUGAAGCUAAGCUUUUCAAAGACGACAAACAAUUACCAGUUAAAGAUGUUGAAGUUUCCGUCCAAGACGAUAAGAUUGUAUUCAAAAUUAAGAAACCAACUCGCGACCAAUCUGGGCCUUAUCAAAUUAAAUUAUCGAACGCCCAAGGUGAAGAUGUAAAGAAUGUCAAUAUAAUAAUGCAAGAUGUUCCGUCACCGCCACGUGACGUUGAUGUUUCAGAAGUCUUCCAAACAUCUUGUGUUGUUUCAUUCAAGGCCCCAGAAGAUUUGGGCGGUGCUGAAUUAAUUAAGUACAUAAUUGAACGACAAGAUUUGAGCAAGAAACAGCAAUGGGAAAAUGUCGCUGAGGUUCUACCGGGUGAACCAUUGAAGAAAAAGAUAGAAGAUCUCAUACCGAAAAAACAGUACAGAUUCCGUAUUCGUGCUGUGAACAAAAUUGGUUCUAGUGAACCAGCAGCAUUCAAAAAUACAGUGUUGGCUAAGGAUCCAUGGGAUGAGCCUGGCAAACCUAAGAAUGCCGAUGUUGUUGAUUGGGAUAAAGACCACGCUGAUCUGACAUGGUUGCCACCAGACUCAGACGGAGGUGCACCAAUAACAGGCUAUCUACUUGAGUACAAAGAAAAGUUCAGUAACGAUUGGGUUACGGGUAAAGAAGUACCUGCCGAUUGUUUGGCAGGAACUGUCGAUGGCCUCAAGGAAGGCCAACAAUACGAAUUCCGAGUCCGUGCUGUUAAUAAGGCUGGUCCCGGCGAACCAAGCGACACAACAAAAACCAUAAUUGCUAAGUGCCGAUUUGUCAAACCAUUUAUUGUCGGUGAUGAAUUGAAAAAUGUUACUGUUAAAAAGGGACAGACAAUUAGGUUUGAUAUUAAAUACGAUGGUGAACCAGAACCAGAGGCUAAAUGGGUUAAAGGACAAGAACCAAUUCAAAUCGAUGGUCAGCGCAUAACCGUUGAUCAAUACGAACGUAAUUCUGCAAUAACGAUACGAAAAGCUAUUCGAAAAGAUACUGGCAAGUACAAAAUUGUUCUGACAAAUAGUUCUGGAACAAUAGAAUCGGUUGCCGAUGUCAUUGUACUUGAUCGUCCAUUGGCACCUGGUGGUCCCCUCGAACCUGAAGAGGUACGUUCGGAUCACAUCAAAUUGAAAUGGCGCAAACCAGAAGAUGAUGGUGGUUGUCCAAUUACCGGAUAUGCUCUAGAGCGUAUGGAUGAAGACACCGGUCGCUGGAUACCAGCUGGUGAAGUUGGUCCCGAUGAAACGUCAUUUAAUUUCAAAGGACUAUCACCCAACAAAAAGUACAAGUUCCGUGUCAAGGCAAUCAAUAAAGAAGGCGAAUCUGAACCACUUGAAACUUCCGAUAGUAUUUUGGCUAAGAAUCCUUAUGACGAACCAAGUCGUCCGGGUAAACCAGAAAUUGAUGAUUAUGAUAACCAAUCAGUAACACUGAAGUGGAAACGACCACCAAGCGAUGGUGGACGUCCAAUUACACACUAUCUUAUUGAAAUGAAAGAUAAAUUUUCACCUGAUUGGACUGAGGUUGCCAAAACUGAAACACCUGAAUGUGUUGCUAAAGUUGAGGGAUUAAAAGAAAAAAUGGUAUAUCAAUUCCGUGUUAGGGCUGUUAAUAAAGCUGGUCCAUCGGAAGCAUCUGAACCAACAGAUAAUCAUCUAUGCAAACAUAAAAAUCUUAAACCUCAAAUUGAUCGUUCCACAUUCAAGAAGGUCACAAUCAAGACUGGGCGUACCCACAAAUGGUCAGUUGAUGUUAUUGGUGAACCUGUACCAACUCUCAAUUGGAGUUGGCGCGAUGAUGUUCCUUUAACAAAUACUGACCGCAUUAAGAUUGAGAAUGUCGACUAUCACACUGAUUUUGUAAUUUCAAACUGCGUUCGUAAAGACAGUGGCAAAUAUACAUUGAAAGCAUCUAAUCGUAAUGGCACUGAUACUGAAACUGUUGAAUUAAUAGUUUUGGGCAAACCAAGUUCACCGAAGGGACCACUUUCGGUGACGGAUGUUCAUGCCAAGGGUUGCAAGCUGGCAUGGAAGAAACCAGAAGAUGACGGCGGUGUACCAAUUCAAGAAUAUCAAAUUGAAAAAAUGGACACAGCUACUGGAAAGUGGGUGCGUGUAGGACGUUUGCCUGGUGACAAAGAUCCACCAGAAUUUGAUGUGACUGGCUUGAAUCCUGGAUCGGAAUAUCAAUUCCGUGUUACAGCUAUUAAUGCUGAAGGAGAAUCUGAACCGCUGACGACAAUUGUCGGAGUUGUGGCUAAGGAUCCAUUUGAUGAGCCAAAUAAACCCGGCACACCCGAAGUUGUAGAUUAUGACAACCAUAGUGUUCAACUUAAAUGGAACCCACCGAAUAAUGACGGAGGUGCUCCCAUUGAGAAAUAUAUUAUUGAGAAGAAAGACAAAAAUAAGCCGGAUUGGGAGAAGGCCGGAGAGGUGCCUGGCAGUAUGACAGAAGCUAAAGUAGAUGACUUAAAGGAAUACGGAGAAUAUCAAUUCCGCAUUGUAGCCGUUAAUAAAGCUGGACCAUCUCCGCCAUCGGACGCAAGCAAAAUGCAAAUUGUGAAAUACAAAGCACUGAAACCAAGAAUCGAUCGCACCAAUCUGAAACCGUUUAUUGUUCGCGCUGGAAAGCCCAUAAAAUAUGACGUAAAUGUCCGAGGUGAGCCCCCACCAAAAAUCACCUGGUAUCAAAACGACAAGGAGCUUUCAUCCGAAGGCAAUGUUGAGAUUAAGAACGUUGAUUAUAAUACGAAAAUAGCUAUAAUUGAUUCUGUGCGUAAAAAUACUGGUCUUUAUAAGAUAAAGGCUGUAAACGAGCACGGUGAGGAUGAAGCCGAAGUCGAAGUUAAUAUUUUGGCAGCACCCGGCAAACCAAAGGGACCACUCAAGGUUAAGGAUAUUACAAAAGAUGGUUGCAAACUUAAAUGGGAUAAGCCUGAAGAUGAUGGUGGUAAGCCAAUUACCGCUUAUCAGGUAGAGAAAUUCGACAAGGCUCAAGGCCGCUGGGUACCAGUUGGUCGGACAUCUGGUAAUGAUACUGAAAUAGACGUUAAGGGCUUGCAAGAGGGUCACGAGUACCAGUUCCGAGUUAAAGCUAUCAACGAUGAGGGAGAAUCUGAGCCUUUGGAAACUGAGCAAAGUAUUGUGGCUAAGAAUCCAUAUGAUGCUGCUGGCAAGCCAAGCACACCAGUAAUUGAAGACUACGAUGAAAAGAUGGUUAAAUUGAAAUGGGAGCCACCGAAAAACAAUGGUGGAGCUCCUAUCACUGGAUAUAUCAUUGAAAAGAAGGAUAAGUUUUCGCCACAUUGGGAUGAGGUUCUCACAACUGAUGGACCAGAACCUUCUGCUACAGUCGAUGGCCUCAAGGAAGGCAAUGUCUAUCAAUUCCGUGUCCGAGCAAUUAACAAGGCUGGACCUGGUGAACCAAGUGAUGCAACCGAACCACAUCUUGCCAAACCAAGGAACUUGAAACCAACAAUCAAUCGUGAAAAGAUGAAGAACAUCAAGGUGCGUGCUGGACAAGUUGUUAAACUUGAUGUUGACGUACGCGGUGAACCACCACCAACACUUACCUGGUCUUUCAAGGAAAAAGAAGUCCUUGCUACCGGAAAUAUUCGCAUCGAAAACGAAGACUAUAAUACUAAACUUACCCUUUUGGAUUCGUCACGAAAGGAAAGUGGAGUUUACACAUUACGUGCUGAAAAUAUUAAUGGUGUUGAUGAAGCAACUGUUGAAAUCUUAGUCCUUGACAAACCGGCCAAGCCUGAAGGUCCACUCGAGGUUAGCGAUAUCCACAAGGAAGGAUGUAAAUUGAAAUGGAAAAAACCCAAAGACGAUGGUGGUGUUCCACUCACUGGUUAUGUCAUUGAGAAAAUGGAUGCUACGACCGGUCGUUGGGUACCUUGUGGACAUGUUGAUCCUGAGAAAACCGAACAAGAAAUCAAGGGUCUUGAACCAAAUCAUGCUUAUCAGUUCCGCAUUAAGGCUAUAAAUGAAGAAGGUGAAUCGGAUCCGUUGGAAACGGAGUCCGCUAUAGUUGCCAAAAAUCCAUACGAUGUUGCUGCAGCUCCUGGUCUUCCAGAAUUAGAAGAUUGGGAUGAGCAUCAUGUUAAAUUGAAGUGGGAACCACCAAUUCGAGAUGGUGGUGCUCCAGUAACAGGUUAUAUCAUUGAAGCUAUGGAUAAAGACUCUGGCCAGUUUGUCAAGGUUGCUGAGACGGAUGGACCAGUUUGCAAGGGCACUGUAAAUAAACUUGAGGAGGGUCAACAAUACAAAUUCCGUGUUCGUGCUGUGAACAAAGCGGGACCAUCAGAGCCAUCAGAGCAAACCAACUGGCAUACCGCUAAACCAAGAUUCUUGAAACCUCACAUUGACCGAACUAACCUUAAGGCUGUCAUUGUGAAAGCUGGUCUAUCUAUUAGUCUUGACAUUAAUAUUAAAGGUGAACCAGCUCCUAAAGUCGAUUGGUUCUUCAAGGACGAACCUAUCGUCGCAGACGAUAAUUUGCGUGUUGACAGCGUAGAUUAUAACACUAAAUUCUUUGUUAUGCGUGCCAAACGCAUACAAAGCGGUAAAUACACAAUUAAGGCCAAAAACGAAGUUGGCGAAGAUAUUGCUGAAUUAGAUGUUACAGUUCUGGGCAAACCAGGCAAACCUCAAGGACCACUUGAAGUUAACGACAUUACCAAAAAUGGUUGCAAACUCAAGUGGAAGAAACCUGAAGAUGAUGGUGGUGCGCCAAUUGAUUAUUACGAAAUUGAAAAACUCGACCCACAUACAGGACAAUGGUUACCAUGUGGUAAAAGUUCUGAACCUGAAGCCAAAAUUAUUGGUCUUCAGGAAGGCAAACCUUAUAAAUUCCGGGUACGUGCCGUAAAUAAGGAAGGCGAGUCUGAAGACUUAGAAACCGAAAAGCCAAUCAUAGCUAAGAAUCCAUUCGAUGAGCCAGACAAACCAGGAAGGCCCGAACCAACCAACUGGGAUAAGGACUUUGUGGAUUUGACUUGGGCUCCACCAAAAAGCGAUGGUGGUGCACCAAUUCUCAAGUAUAUUAUCCAAAUGCGAGAUAAAUCGGGACGUGCAUGGGUUGAUGCAGCAACAGUUCCAGGUUCCAGUACAUCCGGUACUGUAACCAAUGUAGACGAAGGACAUGAAUAUGAAUUCCGUAUUGUGGCAGUAAACAAGGCUGGACCAAGUGAUCCAAGUGAUGUUUCAAAAUCUGUUGUUGCCAAACCACGAUUCCUUGCACCACGCAUCGACCGCAAGAAUCUACAAAAGAAAACAUUGCGAAGUGGACAGUUGUUGCACAUUGACGCAGUUGUAAAGGGUGAGCCAGCUCCAGUUGUGACAUGGACUUACAAGGACGCUCCUCUUAAAUCAGUUGAUCGGCUAAAGAUUGAAAAUGAAGACUAUAAGACCACAUUUAUUAUUUCAAAGGUUAGACGUUCUGACAAGGGUAUUUACACUGUUACGGCCAAAAAUGAUUCUGGUGUUGAUACAGUUGACUUAGAGCUAGAAGUGCUAUGCAAACCUUCUACACCUAAAGGACCUCUUAAGGUUUCGGACGUCACAGCUGAAGGUGUUCAUUUAGCUUGGGACAAACCAGAAGACGAUGGUGGAGAACCAAUCGAUCAUUAUGUUAUUGAAAGAAUGGACACUGAAACUGGUCGAUGGGUUCCUGUUUGUGUCACCAAAUUACCUGAGGCCGAUGUAACAGGCUUGACUGAUGGCAAGGAAUACAUGUUCCGAGUAAAGGCUGUCAAUGCCGAGGGUGAAUCUGAACCGCUUGUAACCGAUUCACCAACAACAGCUAAAAACCCAUACCAGGCCGCAGAUAAGCCUGGAAAACCAGAAGUCAAGGACUGGUCUCGUAAUCAUGCUGAUCUUAAAUGGAGAGCACCAGCUGAUGAUAAUGGUGCUCCAAUUACUGGAUAUAUAAUUGAAAAGAAAGAUAAUCUUACCAAUAAAUGGCAGAAGGUUCUUGAAACAAACACUCCAAAAUGUGAAGCUCGCGUCAAUGAUUUAAUUGAGGGACAGAAAUAUCAGUUCCGUGUAAAGGCUGUUAACAAAGGAGGUCAAAGUAAGCCCUCAGAUCCAUCUGAUACAGUUCUAGCUAAAGAUCGUUUUGCUGCACCAAAGAUUGAUCGCUCUAAUCUUAGAGAUAUCACAAUAAAGGCUGGUCAACAUGUUCGUUUGGAUGUCAAGGUUUCUGGUGAGCCACCACCACAUAAAAUAUGGUACCAUAACAAGGCCCGCAUUGAAGACGAUGACUCUAUCAAUGUCGACUUGGAACCAUAUCGCACUAAAUUAAGCAUUCCAAUUGCUAAACGUGCUCACACUGGAAAAUAUACACUUAAAGCUGAAAAUGAUUCCGGUCAUGAUGAAGCUACUAUUGAAAUUACCGUGCUAGAUAAACCAGGUAAACCCGAGGGUCCACUUCGUGUUAGCGACAUUCAUAAGGAAGGUUGCAAGUUGAAAUGGAAUCCACCAUUAGACGACGGUGGCGUGCCAAUCGAUUAUUACAUCGUUGAAAAGAUGGACACAGAAACCGGCAGAUGGCUACCAACUGGUCGUUUCAAGGACCCUCAUGCUGAGAUCAAUAAUUUAGUUCCAGAUCAGGAAUAUAAAUUCCGUGUUCUCGCUGUGAACACGGAAGGCGAAUCUGAGCCACUUGAAACUGAAAAGGCAAUUGUGGCCAAGAAUCCAUUUGAUGAACCUGGCAAGCCUGGAACUCCAGAAGCCACUGAUUGGGAUAAGGAUCAUGUGGAUCUCAAAUGGAAUCCACCACUAAACGAUGGUGGAUCACCAAUUACUGCAUACGCCAUUGAAAAAUGUGAAAAGGGUACUGGAAAAUGGAUCAAGGCCCUUGAAGUUGCUGCUCCACCACCUGGUGGUGAAUGCAAAGCUACUGUGCCAAGUCUUGACGAAAAUACAGAGUACGAAUUCAGAGUUAGAGGUAUUAAUGCUGCUGGCCCUGGUGAGCCAAGUGAUGCCAGUAAAUCUGUCAUAACGAAACCAAGAAAAUUGGCUCCUAAAAUCGAUCGCAGAAACAUACACACAUAUAAUUUCAAAGAGGGUGAACCGAUCUUCUUGGACAUUAAGAUCAUCGGUGAACCUCCACCAGACGUUGUUUGGUCACAUAAUGGCAAAUCAAUUCAGGUUUCAUCAAACCGACGAAUUGAUAAUAUUCCAUACAAUACUAAGUUCUUCAACGACAGCCCUAAGCGCAAGGAUACGGGUACUUACAAGAUCGUUGCACAUAACAAGCAUGGUCAGGAUACCGCCGAAUUCGAAAUCAAUAUUAUUUGUAAGCCUGGCAAACCAGAAGGACCACUUGAAGUAUCCGACGUUCAUAAGGAAGGAUGCAAGCUUAAGUGGAAAAAACCAAAGGACGAUGGUGGUGAACCAAUUGAUGGUUAUUUGAUUGAAAAGUUUGAUCCCGAUACUGGUAUUUGGUUACCAGUUGGUAAAUCUGAUGGACCUGAGUUCAAUGUUGAGGGCUUAACACCAGGACAUGAAUACAAAUUCCGUGUUAAGGCUCUCAAUAAGGAAGGAGAGUCAGAGCCAUUGGAGACAUUUGGAACCAUUGUUGCCAAGGAUCCAUUUACAACUGCUUCAAAGCCUGGUGCACCAGAACCAUCCGACUGGUCGGCUAACCAUGUUGAACUUACAUGGGCUGAACCGGCUAGUGAUGGUGGAUCUCCAAUAACUGGAUACAUUAUUGAAAAGAAAGACAAGUAUAGUCCAAUGUGGGAGAAAGCUUGUGAAACAGACGUACCUACACCAGUUGCAACAGUACAUGGAUUGAUUGAAGGCAAUGAAUAUCAAUUCCGAGUAAUAGCACUUAAUAAAGCUGGCCAAUCAGAACCAUCUGAGCCAGGUAAGACAUUCACGGCUAAGCCAAGAUAUUUGGCACCGAAAAUCGAUCGUCGCAAUCUACGUGAUGUGACAAUAUCAGCUGGAACACCACUCAAAUUCGAUGCAAAUAUUAUUGGAGAACCAGCACCGAAGGUUGAGUGGAGAUUCUCCAACUGCCCAUUGCAAUCCGGAAAGAAUGUGACAAUCGAUAGCCCUGAUUACUAUACAAAGUUAGUAAUAAGACCAGCGAGUCGAUCAGACUCUGGUGAAUAUACUGUAACAGCAACUAACAGUUCUGGUAAGGACACUGUUACGCUCAAUGUUGUGGUGACUGAUAAGCCAACACCACCAUUGGGACCACUUCAAAUAUCAGACAUACACAAAGAAGGUUGCCAUCUUAAAUGGAAACGUCCAAAGGAUGACGGAGGUACUCCCAUCGAAUACUUCCAAAUUGAUAAGAUGGACCCAGAGACUGGUUGUUGGGUCCCUGUUUGUCGUGCUACCGAACCUCAAGCAGAUGUCACUGGACUAACACCUGGUGGUGAAUAUAAGUUCCGUGUAGUGGCUGUAAAUGCUGAAGGAGAAUCGGCUCCACUUGAAGCCGAUGAGACAAUCAUUGCAAAGAAUCCAUUCGAUGAGCCAGGUAAGCCAGAAAAUGUUCGAGCAACCGAUUGGGAUAAGGAUCACGUGGAUUUGGCUUGGACCCCACCAUUAACUGACGGUGGAUCACCAAUUACUGGCUACAUUAUUGAAAAGAAAGACAAAUAUGGCCAAUGGGAGAAGGCUGUCGAAGUGCCUGCUGAUCAAAGCAAAGCAACAGUUCCGGACCUAAUUGAGGGACAAGCAUACGAGUUCCGUGUAAUUGCAGUAAACAAAGCUGGCCCAGGUGAGCCAAGCACGGCAACCCCUUCGAUCAUUGCCAAGCCUAGAAAUAAGGCACCACUCAUUGACCGAACUAACCUUCUUGAAGUACGCAUCAAGGCUGGUCAGAAUUUCACAUAUGACAUUAAGGUAUCCGGAGAGCCCGCACCGAAAACCAAAUGGCUUCUCAACAAACGCGAAGUAUAUCCAAGUGACCACAUCAAAGUCCAACAUGUUGAUUACAAUACUAAAUUGGUUGUACGCAAUGCAAGCCGUUCCGAUUCAGGAACCUACACAAUAACAGCUGAAAACAUUAACGGAACCGAUACGGCUGAUGUGAAAGUUAUUGUCAUUGACAAACCUGCACCACCCAAUGGCCCGCUCAAAGUUGAAGACGUUCAUGCUGACGGAUGCACGCUUAAAUGGUCUCCACCUGAUGAUGAUGGUGGUCAACCAAUUGAAAGCUAUGUGAUUGAAAAACUUGAUGAAAUCUCUGGUCGCUGGGUCCCAGCUGGAGAAACCGAUGGCCCAACAACAAAGUUCAACGUAGAUGGCUUGACACCAGGACACAAGUACAAGUUCCGUGUUAGGGCUCGUAAUCGUCAAGGUAUUUCUGAUCCAUUGACUACACCACAUGCAACGGAAGCUAAGAACCCAUACGAUGAACCCUCGAAACCGGGAACUCCAGUUAUUAAAGAUUAUGACAAAGACUUUGUUGAAUUACAAUGGACACGACCAGAACAAGAUGGAGGAUCACCUAUCACUGGUUACGUCAUAGAGAAAAGAGACAAAUACAGUCCUGAUUGGGAAAAAUGUGCUGAUGUUGAUGGAGAUGUUACAACAGGAAAAGUACCAGAUUUAGUCGAAGGUGUGAAGUAUGAAUUCCGUGUAAGGGCCGUUAAUAAGGCAGGCCCAGGAGCACCAAGUGAUGCUACUCAGCCUCACAUUGCUAGACCGAAGAAUCUAGCACCAAAGAUCGAUCGUCAAUUCAUGAUUGAUAUUAAAGUACGAGCUGGACAAACAUUUGACUUUGAUGUACCUGUUAUUGGUGAACCUCCACCAACAAAAGAAUGGUCACACAAAGAUAACAUGGUGCUUAAUACAGACCGUGUUAAGAUUAUCAAUGAGGAUUAUCGCACUAAGUUGCGUGUUAUCGAUGCCAAGCGUUCUGACACCGGUACAUACACUCUUCUUGCUCGUAAUGUAAAUGGCAGUGAUAAGGCAACUGUAAAUGUUACUGUCUUAGAUAUUCCAGCACCGCCAGAAGGUCCUUUGAGACCAGAAGAGGUUACCAAGAGCUCAAUUACCCUUCGUUGGCGUCCACCAAAGGACGACGGUGGGUCAGAAAUCACCCAUUAUGUUGUUGAGAAAAUGGAUACUGAAACAUUACGUUGGGUGCCAGUUGGAGAUUGUGCCGAUACAUGUAUUCGUGCUGAUAAUUUGAUAGAAAAUCAUGAUUACAACUUCCGUGUUCGCGCUGUUAACAAACAGGGAGAAUCACUACCUCUUGCUACAGCUCAAUCUAUCACUGUUAAGGAUCCAUUUACUCGACCUGAUAAACCAGGACAGCCCACCGCAACCGAUUGGGAUAAGGAUCAUGUAGACUUGGAAUGGGCAGCACCUAAAAAAGAUGGAGGUUCACCUAUUACUAGCUACAUCAUUGAAAAGCGUUCCAAAUUCGGGCCAUGGGAAAAGGCUAUCGAGGUACCUGGUAAACAAACAAAGGCCACUGUACCAGAUUUAUUAGAGAACGAGCCUUAUGAGUUCCGAGUUAUUGCUGUAAACAAAGGAGGGCCAGGUGAGCCGUCUGAUGCUUCAUCAACUGUUGUUACAAAACCUAGAUUUAUUGCUCCAUACUUUGAUAAGAAACUCUUGGAAGAUAUCACCGUACAUGCUGGAAAGCGAUUGGGAUGGGUGCUUCCAAUUGAAGCAUCUCCACGUCCAACAUAUACCUGGAUAUUCGAUGGCAAACCGAUUGAGCAAAGUACACGCGUCGACAUGUCAUUAUUCCAGAAUGAAUUGACAUUUGAAAUACCAUUUUCAACACGAGCCGAUGCUGGUCGUUACACUCUAAAGCUCAAGAACGAACAUGGCGAGUUCACGGCUUCUGCUAAUGCUACAGUCUUGGAUCGCCCAAGCCCACCAAUUGGGCCACUAGACAUAACGAAAAUAACAAAGGACGGUUGUCAUCUGACUUGGCAACAUCCAGAAGACGAUGGAGGCUCUCCAAUUCUUCACUACGUCAUUGAAAAGAUGGAUAUGUCUCGUGGAACUUGGUCUGAUGCAGGUAUGAGUACGCAUCUAGUACAUGACGUAACUCGCCUUAUUCACAAAAAAGAAUACCUCUUCCGCGUGAAGGCUGUCAAUGCAAUCGGAGAGUCUGAACCACUUGAAGCUGGAAAGAGUAUUAUCGCUAAGAAUGACUUUGACGAACCAGAUGCACCUGGAAAACCAGAUGUCACAGAUUGGGAUCGUGACCAUGUUGAUUUACGCUGGGCCGAGCCUAAAUCUGAUGGUGGUGCACCACUUACCGAAUAUAUUAUUCAAAAGAAAGAGAAAGGUACUCCAUACUGGGUGAAUGUGGUACAUGUCCCACCAAACAAGACAGCCGCAACUGUGCCAGAAUUGACAGAAGGACAAGAAUAUGAGUUCCGUAUUAUUGCUUGCAAUCCUGCGGGUCAAUCUGAACCUUCAGAACCAUCAGAUAUGGUUACAGCUAAGGCUCGUUUCCUUGCACCUAAGAUUAUCACACCACUUCAUGAUAUACGUAUCAAGGCUGGACUUAUAUUCCACAUUGAUAUCGAUUUCAUUGGAGAACCAGCACCGGAAGCAAUUUGGGAUCGCAAUGCCAUACCUGUGGCCACAAAUGAGAGAACAACUGUUACAUCCAUUGGUCAUCACACAGUUGUGCAUACUGUUAAUUGUAAGCGGGAAGAUUCAGGAACCUAUCAUUUGCUGCUUAGAAACGAUUCUGGUAUCGAUGAAGGUUCAUUCCAAUUAAUUGUUCUUGACCGUCCAGGUCCACCAACAGGACCAAUGGAAUACGAAGAAAUAACUGCCAAUUCAGUCACAAUUUCAUGGAAACCACCAAAGGAUAAUGGCGGUUCAGAGAUAUCUGCAUAUGUGAUUGAGAAACGUGAUUUGACACACGGUGGCGGUUGGGUACCAGCUGUGACUUACGUCAAUGCCAAAUACAAUCAUGCUGUUGUGCCACGUUUAUUAGAAGGCACUCAAUAUGAAUUCCGUGUUAUGGCAGAAAAUCUGCAAGGACGUUCUGAACCUUUAACCUCUGAAGAACCAGUGAUUGCUAAAAAUCAAUACAGCACUCCCGGUCAACCUGGAAAACCAGAGCUUACAGACAGCGACAAGGAUCAUAUUUCAAUCAAAUGGAAGCCACCAAUCAGCAAUGGUGGAUCAUCAAUCAUCGGUUAUGACAUUGAACGCCGUGACAAGGCCACUGGAAGAUGGAUCAAAAUUAAUGCUGAACCAGUUCCAAAUAAUAAUUACACAGAUGAUCGUGUAACUGAUGGUCAUCAAUACGAAUACCGUGUCUCAGCAGUCAAUGCUGCUGGAAAUGGUAGACCAUCGGAACCAUCAUCGGUUCUGUCAGCUAAGCCAAUGCGUGAGAAGCCACGUCUAUUUUUGGAUGGUUUGAUUGGACGUAAAAUUAAAGUCCAUGCUGGAGAGCCUGUUUGUAUUCAUAUUCCAAUUCAAGGCGCCCCAACUCCAACUGUUGAAUGGGCUAAGUCAGGUAUUAAGUUAACGGAGAGCAACAAAAUCUCAUUCCAGACAAGUCCAGAAGAAACCGUAUUCCGCAUUGAAGAUUCCGUACGCGGAGAUGCCGGUACUUACAAUGUUACCGCAAGCAAUGCAUUUGGCAAGGAUAGUGCCGAUAUUCAGGUUAUUGUCGUCGAUAAGCCUGAUCCACCAGAAGGCCCAUUGACAUACACUGAAACAUCACAGGACCACAUUUCACUAUCAUGGCAUCCACCAAAGGAUGACGGUGGUGGUGAUAUUACCGGAUACGUUGUUGAACUUUCGGAAUAUGGAGUUGAUGCUUGGCGUCCAGUACCUGGUUUCUGUCCAAGAACUGCAUUCACCGUUAAGGGAUUGACAGAAGGAAAGAAAUAUGUAUUCCGCGUCAGUGCUGAAAACAUUUACGGAGUCUCAGAGCCACUGGAAGGCAAGCCAGUUGUAGCUAAGUCACCAUUUGACCCACCAGAUGCACCAAGUCAACCUGAAGUUGUAGCAUACAGUCCAUCCUCAGCUUCACUAGAAUGGCAUCCACCAGAGUAUUGUGGUGGCAAACCAAUUACAGGAUAUAUUGUAGAGCGCCGUGAGCGUGGAGGUGAAUGGAUCAAGUGCAACAACUACCCAACACCAAAUACCAGUUACACAGUUCAAGACCUACGUGAUGGCUCGAGGUAUGAGUUCCGUAUUACUGCUGUCAAUGAAGCUGGACCUGGCAAACCAUCCAAGCCAUCAGAACCAAUGACUGCCCAACUACAACGCUACAAACCAGAUCCUCCAGAACCACCAAAGGCCGAUCGUAUCACAAGAAACAGUGCUACUUUGUCAUGGAGACCACCAAGAAGUGAUGGAAAAUCCAAGAUCAAGGGUUAUUACCUCGAAAUGAAACCGAAGGGUUCAAAGGAUUGGGUUCCAAUAAACGAACUACCAAUUCAUAACUUAUUGUACACAGUACCAGACUUGCAGGAAGGACAAGAAUAUGCAUUCCGUGUUAUUGCUGAUAACGAAGUCGGCCGAUCAGAUCCAUCCAAACCUUCCAACCCAAUUGUUAUUGGUGAACAACCAAACAAACCAUGCAUGGACUUGGGUGGAGUACGCGAUAUCAUUGUUCGUGCUGGAGAAGAUUUCAGUAUUCACGUACCAUAUGUAGGCUUCCCUAAGCCUACUGCCACAUGGCAUGCUAAUGACUUACUAUUAGACGAUGAUCAGCGUAUGUUCCAAAAUUUGACAGAUGAUGCCGCAAGCUUUGUUGUUAAAAACUCUAAGCGCAGUGACUCUGGUCAGUACCGUUUGCAACUGAAAAAUCCAUCAGGUUUUGAUACUGCAACGAUUAAUGUUAAGGUCCUUGAUCGUCCAAAGCCUCCAACCAACUUGCGUGCGGAUGAAUUUGCCGGUGAUGCUCUGACGCUUUACUGGAAUCCACCAAAGGAUGACGGCGGAUCACCAAUAAGUAAUUACAUUAUUGAAAAACGAGAACGAGGAAGUCACACUUGGUCAAAGGUCAGCAGUUAUUGCACAGUGCCUUUCGUUAGAGUACGCAACCUUACAAUUGGAAGGGAUUAUGAAUUCCGUGUCAUAGCUGAAAACAAAUACGGACAGUCUGAACCAGCCGAAACAGAGCAACCAAUCCGUGCCAGACAUCCAUUUGAUGUGCCCGGAGCUCCAGGUAUUCCUAGGGGAAUUGAUUCAACUGAAGAUUCUAUUACAAUUACAUGGGCAAAACCACGUCACGAUGGCGGAUCACCUAUUACUGGAUAUGUUAUUGAAAAACGUUUGCUUUCUGAAGACAAAUGGACCAAGGCCAUUCAAGCACACUGCCCAGAACUCACAUGCAAAAUUCCUAAUCUAAUCGAGGGUGGAGAGUAUGAAUUCCGUGUAUCAGCCGUGAAUGCUGCUGGACAAGGACCAUUUAGCUCAUCUUCCGACGGAAUUAUAUGCCGUUCACCACCAUCGGCACCAAGGAUAACAUCGGACUUGAAGAUUCGUGACAUCAUUGUUUGUGCUGGAGAAGAGUUCCGCAUAACAGUGCCAUUUAAUGGUAAUCCAAGACCAAAACCAGCAUGGUCAAUCAAUAAUAGAGAAAUUUUCCAAGACGAUCGCAUCAAAUUCGAGACGACAGAUUACAAUACAGUUUAUCAUAAUAAGAGUGCCAAGCGAAACGAAACAGGUUCUUAUCAAAUCACAUUAACUAAUUCCGAAGGCUUUGAUACAGCUGCCUGUCAUGUGACAGUUGUUGACAGACCUGGUGCUCCACAAGGACCACUUUUGGCUUCGGACAUUACACCAGACAGUUGCACACUUUCAUGGAAAUCUCCAUUAGAUGAUGGAGGUUCCCCAAUAACAAACUAUGUUGUUGAAAAAAUGGACAACAAUGGAAUAUGGAUCAAAGUUAGUAGCUUUGUACGAAAUACACACUAUGAUGUCAUGGGACUAGAACCAAAUAAGAAAUACAACUUCAGAGUACGAGCUGAAAAUCGAUACGGAUUAAGUGAGCCACUUGACUCCGAGGAGCCUGUAUUGGCUAAAUAUCAGUUCACUGUUCCCGAUGCUCCAGGUCAACCAAAGGUUAUCGACUGGGAUUCUGGAAAUGUAACAUUAAUUUGGGAUCGUCCAUCAUCAGAUGGUGGUUCACGUAUUCAAGGAUACCAAAUUGAAUACAGAGACGUUGCAAAUGACACAUCAUGGAAUACUUAUGAAUUCCUUAUUAAAGACACAAAAUACCAGUUAUAUAAUCUUGUGAAUGGACAUGAAUACGAAUUCCGUGUUAAGGCGAAGAAUGCUGCCGGUUUUAGUAAGCCAUCUGCUCCUUCAAUGAAAUUCAAAUUGAAGGGCAAAUUCAAUGUUCCUUCACCACCAGGAACUCCUCAGGUGCUAAAGGUUGGCAAAAACUAUGUCGACCUCAAAUGGGCUAAGCCUGAUAAUGAUGGAGGUUCCAGAAUAACAGGUUACAUCAUUGAACGUCGUGAUAUUGGCGGUGCAAUCUGGGUUAAAUGCAAUGACUACAAUGUCUUGGAUACUGAAUACACAGUUAUUAAUCUGAUUGAAAUGGGAGACUACGAAUUCAGAAUAUUCGCUGUUAAUGCGGCCGGACGAUCCGAGCCCAGUUUAUGUACCAUGCCAAUCAAGGUAUGUGAGGUUCUGGGUGGAGAGAAACCCGAAUGGGUUACACGUUUGCAAGAUCGCGUUGCACCAUUCGGAAAAUACUUCAUGUUGCAAUGCCAAGCCACUGGCAAACCAGAACCAACAGCAAGAUGGUUACGUAAUGGAAAAGAAAUUCAAAUGGGUGGACGAUUUACCAGCGAUUCUAAGGAAGGUGUGUUCAGAUUACACAUUUCAGAUGUACAAUCAACAGAUGAAGGUGAUUUCACAUGUGAAGCAAUUAAUUCACUUGGUUUCGUCCAUACAACAAGUCAUCUUAAGAUUGGAUCACCACCAGUCAUUACCAGAAUUCCCAAUGAACUAUACUUGCCAGAAAAUGAUAAUGCUAAGAUCAAGGUUUAUUACACAGGCGAUCAACCAAUUCAAAUUACAAUCACUAAGAACAACGAAACUCUUAAGGAAACAGCCAACUUUAAGUUUACAACUUUCGACGAUUUUGUUGCUAUUUGCAUUCGCGAUGUUAACAAAGAUGAUGCUGGUGUUUAUGGCAUUGAAUUUAAGAACGAAAGUGGAGUUGCUGUUGGAAACUUUGAUGUUCGAAUCACAGGUUUACCUGGACCACCAGUUGGCCCAAUGGGAAUUUCCCAUAUUAACAAACAUUCAUGUACAUUAGCCUGGCGCCCACCAGCAUAUGAUGGUGGCUUACGAGUAACACAUUACGUCGUUGAACGUAAGGACACAAGCUCAUCACAUUGGAUAACUGUUUCGAGUUUCUGUAAGGAACUCUCGUACGUUGUUCAAGGUCUUACCGAAAAUCAAGAAUAUAUCUUCCGCGUUAUGGCAGUCAAUGAAAACGGACUGGGAGCUCCAUUAGAAGGCUUGAAUCCGAUUAAAGCAAAGGCACCAUUUGACCCACCUUCACCACCCGGAAUACCAAAGGUCACAGAAAUUGGCGAAGAAUUCGUCCAUUUGGAAUGGGAUAAGCCCGAAUCUGAUGGAGGCGCUCACAUUCAAGGAUACUGGAUCGAUAAACGUGAGGCCGGCAGCUCUGCCUGGCAACGUGUUAAUAUAACAAUAUGUCCUACCACACAAAUCAAUUGUCCAAAUCUUAUCGAAGGCCGACAAUACGAAUUUAGAGUGUUCGCACAAAACGAAGCUGGUUUAUCUAAAGAAUCUACUGCAUCGACAUCUGUUAAGAUUGUCGAUCCUAAGGCUGCUACACCACCAUUAAUUGUCAAACCAUUGCGUGAUGCAAAUUGCAUUCAAAAUCACAAUGCACAAUUCUCAUGCACAAUUACUGGUGUUCCAAAACCAGUCAUUUCAUGGUACAAGGGCGCACGCGAAAUUUCAAAUGGCGCUAGGUAUCAUAUGUACGCUGAGGGAGAAACCUACUUCCUAACAAUUAAUGAUGUGUUUGGAGAAGACGCUGACGAAUAUGUUUGCAGAGCUGUCAAUAAGGCAGGUGCAAAGUCAACUCGGGCCUCACUUGUUAUAAUGACUGCUCCUAAAUUGAAUAUUCCACCGAGAUUCCGCGACACAGCCUACUUCGAUAAGGGUGAAAAUGUCGUUAUUAAAAUUCCAUUCACUGGAUAUCCAAAACCACGCAUUAACUGGAUUCGUGAAGGUGAAACUAUCGAAUCUGGUGGACACUACCAUGUGGAAGUUAAGGAGCGUCAUGCCAUUUUGACCAUUCGUGAUGGUUCGAAACUUGAUUCCGGACCAUACAGAAUUACAGCUGAAAAUGAACUUGGUUCUGAUACAGCUAUUAUUAAAAUACAAAUCAGCGAUCGCCCUGAUCCACCAAGAUUCCCAACGGUCGAAAACAUCGGAACCGAUUCUCUUUCGUUGAGCUGGAAAACUCCAGUAUGGGAUGGUGGAUCGAACAUUACAAAUUAUUUGGUGGAGAAACGUGAACACCCAAUGUCAUCAUGGAUUCGCGUAGGAAAUACACGUUUCACGUCGAUAGCUGUCACUGGCUUAGCACCGGGACACCAAUAUGACUUUAGGAUAUACGCAGAAAAUGUAUACGGUCGUUCUGAUUCAUCAGAAGUUAGCACAUUGAUAACGACCAAAGACACAGGCAAAAAGAAGAAGCAAGAAAAGAAAUGGGAAAUUGAUGAAAACGGCAAAAAGGUUCGCGGCAAGGCCGAUGGCCCCAUCAAGGACUAUGACUCUUAUGUAUUUGACAUAUAUUCUAAAUAUGUGCCACAACCGGUUGAGAUUUCCCAUGAUAGCGUUUAUGAUCGUUAUGAAAUUUUGGAAGAAAUCGGAACCGGUGCUUUCGGUGUUGUACAUCGUUGUCGUGAACGAAGCACAGGCAACAUUUUCGCGGCCAAAUUCAUUCCUGUAUCACAUGAAAUUGAAAAGGACUUGAUUCGUCGCGAAAUUGAUAUAAUGAAUCAAUUACAUCAUCAAAAAUUGAUAAAUCUCCACGAUGCCUUCGAAGAUGACGAUGAAAUGGUCUUAAUUUUCGAAUUCUUAUCUGGUGGGGAACUAUUCGAACGUAUCACAGAUGAAGGCUACACUAUGUCAGAGUCUGAAGUUAUAAACUACAUGCGCCAGAUAUGUGAAGGUGUCAAACAUAUGCACGAGAAGAAUAUCAUCCAUUUGGACAUUAAGCCCGAAAACAUUAUGUGCCAAACAAGAAGGAGCACAAAUGUCAAAUUGAUUGACUUUGGAUUAGCCACUAGACUAGAUCCCAAUGAAGUAGUGAAAAUAACUACUGGAACAGCUGAAUUUGCUGCUCCAGAAAUUGUUAACCGUGAACCAGUUGGCUUUUACACUGACAUGUGGGCACUUGGUGUUCUUUCAUAUGUCCUUUUGAGUGGACUUUCACCAUUUGCCGGUGAAAAUGAUAUAUCAACUUUGAAGAACGUCAAGGCCUGUGAUUGGGACUUCGACGAAGAAGCCUUCCGACACAUUUCCGAGGAAGGCAAAGACUUUAUCCGUUCACUGCUUGUAUCUAACAAGGAAAAACGUAUGACAGCUCAUGAAUGCUUAUUACAUCCAUGGCUGACCGGUGAUCACAGUGAUCGUACACAAAAGAUUGCUCGCGAGAAAUACCUUGCCUUCCGUGACAAACUACGAAAGAAGUAUGAAGACUUUAACAAAUAUCUUCUGCCAAUUGGACGACUAUCUGAAUAUUCGUCGUUGCGUAAGCUUCUUAUGGAAAAGUACAAAAUCCAUGAAACGUCAAUCGAUAGAAGGCAAGCUGCCCCAAGAUUUGUCAUCCGUCCAUCAUCUCAAUUCUGCUACGAAGGCCAAAGCGUUAAGUUCUAUUGCCGCUGCAUUGCUAUUGCUACUCCAACUUUAACUUGGUCACAUAACAACCAAGAACUUCGACAGAGCGUCAAAUACAUGAAACGUUAUGCUGGUGACGAUUAUUACUUCAUCAUAAACCGUGUCAAACUUGAAGAUCGUGGCGAAUACAUUAUUCGUGCUGAAAACCACUAUGGUUCUCGUGAAGAAGUUGUAUUCCUCAAUGUUCAACCACUACCAAAACAACCACCAGUUUAUAGACACGAAUCGACACCAGUUCGUAGACGUGAGCCACUGCCAUAUACAUUCUGGCAGGAAGAAUCAGAGUCGGCGCCCAGUUUUACAUUCCUAUUACGUCCGCGUGUCAUGCAAGCUCGCGAUACAUGCAAAUUACUUUGUUGUUUAAGCGGAAAGCCCGUACCUACUGUCAAAUGGUACAAGGAUAGACGUGAGCUCAGCAAAUACGAAUACUCAAUGACACAUUCAGAUGGCGUUGUCACUAUGGAAAUUAUUGACUGUAAGCCAUCAGAUUCAGGAAAAUACUCAUGCAUUGCUACUAAUUGCCAUGGCACCGAUGAAACAGAAUGUGUGGUUAUUGUAGAAGGAGAAUGGGUUACACCCGAGCAGGCAGAACUUGCUCACAAUUUCUUAUAUUCAGGAGAUCGAAAGUACAUUGAACAGCCUAUUAAGCCAGCUCCACCACCAAUUGUGACAGUGCGUCAGGUGACAUCUAAUGUCAAUACCAAUACCAGUACUUCAAAUUAUUCCUCCACUUCCCACAAUUCACUAUCAUCAUCUAGCAAGACUGUCAGUAACAACUCAAGUUCCUUUUCAUCAACAAACGUUUCAUCAGACUCAACAAGUACGAAAAAGAAGAAGUAUGGUUUGAAUGCUCCAGGUUCACCAUCAAGAUCACGAAGUGCUACUAAAGAGCUAAUACUACCACCUGAUGAUUCAUUAAUGUGCAAGCCACAAUUUUCAAAACCACUAAAGGAUCUUACGAUUAAGGAUGGCGAACAACUAUUGCUAACAUGCACAGUUGAAGGUGAUCCAGAACCACAAAUUACAUGGUCCAAAAACGGAAAGGCAAUUUCAUCAUCAGAAAUUAUGGAUUUGAAAUAUAAAAAUGGCGUCGCUACCUUAACCAUCAAUGAGAUCUUCCCUGAAGAUGAAGGCAUAUUUACUUGUACGGCAACAAAUUCAAUUGGAUCAGUAGAUACCAAAUGCAAGCUGACUGUAAAACCAAUGGAAAAGAAUUCAGCUAAACGUACAGCUAGCGGUGAUAAACCACCCAAAAUUGCCAGUCACCUUGAAUCACGAUUUGUCAAAGAUGGUGAAGCAGUAACACUCGCUUGUCGCAUCAUUGGCGCCGAACAUUUCGACGUUGUUUGGCUACACAACAACAAAGAAAUCAAACCCUCAAAGGACUUCCAAUACACAAACGAAGCAAAUAUUUACAAACUACAAAUUGCUGAAAUUUUCCCUGAAGAUGCUGGCACAUACACCUGCGAAGCAUUUAACGAUGCUGGCGAGAGUUUCAGUACAUGUACAAUAAAUGUAUUAGUACCAGGAGAGGAACCAAAACAACCAACUUUCACUAAAUUCCCAUCUUCGGUGACAGUUCAAGAAACCGAAUCGUGUACGUUCGAGUGUGAGACACAAGAAACUCCACUUCAAUUGACUUGGUUUAAGGAUGGCAAACAAAUUGACGAAGCAAGUUCCAGAUUUAAGUUUAUCAAAGAUGGAAAUAAGUACUCUUUGGAAAUUGUUAAAUGUACAGCUACCGAUGUUGGACAAUAUCAAGCCAAGGCAAUCGGCAAGAAGGGUGAAACCUUUGCUUCAUUCUCAGUUAAUGUAUUUAAUAACUGAAAUUGAAAAAAAAAACUCCUAACUACUACCUACUACGAAAAAAAAAAAAUAA
Molecule: messenger RNA, 27620 nt
Organism: Episyrphus balteatus (marmalade hoverfly)
Lineage: Eukaryota; Metazoa; Arthropoda; Insecta; Diptera; Syrphidae
Gene: bent
Product: twitchin
Exons: 49
Coding region: 470-27568 (9032 amino acids)
Biological process (GO): protein phosphorylation
Molecular function (GO): protein binding; ATP binding; protein kinase activity
Source: RefSeq, a predicted model, not a curated record